Molecule: messenger RNA, 1104 nt
Organism: Eurytemora carolleeae
Lineage: Eukaryota; Metazoa; Arthropoda; Copepoda; Calanoida; Temoridae
Exons: 12
Coding region: 7-801 (264 amino acids)
Source: RefSeq, a predicted model, not a curated record
GCCUUCAUGGAUAAUGGAUAUGAUGAUCUAGAGACCUGUAAAAAGAUUCGUGGAGCAGAUUUAAGAGUUUUAGGAUUUCAAGAUCCAGCAGAACGAUUUAGAAUACAAGCAGCAGUUAAGGAUCUCCAAGAAACAGGGGCAACUAAGGUUUAUAUAAUGGCUGCUGCGUGCCCAAUUUCCCUGGCAACUCCAAGACGGAUCCCUUUAUCCCUACUUACUAAGAUGAUCAGAAUAAGAAUGAGAAAUGAAGGAUUUAACUUAUCAGAAUUUACUCCAAGAAAAGAGAACUUGUUGCCGCUGGGUUUGGUUCAUCUUGCCUUUCGUUACAGCUGUAUAAUGAAGGUCCCUAUGGUUGAUGUUGAGGAGGUGAUAAUGAAUGAAUGGAUUAGAGUUCAACAUGAACUAGAACAUUCCAUAGAGAGAGACUGCGUUUAUACAUCACCUAAAGACGAUUCCUGUACACCGUACUCUAUCAGUACACUGUCCGUACAGUACUCUAGGCUUCCAUCAUCAUUCUCAGUUCCUCAAAGUCUAGUUCUACCCCCCACAUUAUCCAGAAAUAAAUACCCCGGAGUUUCAAGAUCUAAAUCAUCUGAUUGCUCGCUCAGUUCUUCUUCAUCAGACAGCAGGAGCCCAUCAAUGGAGAGAAGCAAGGAGAAUCUAUUGGAUGUAACAAGUCUGUUUUCAAAUCUAAGGUUUAAGAGUAGAACAAGACAAAGAAUAUCUCCGGUCAAACCUAAUCCUAAACCAAGGAUGCUUGAGCAAGGAAAAGUUAGCUACGGCUUCGAUUCUCCUUUUUAACCAACAACGCCCAGGAUAUCACGCCAACAACAAAAACACCACCAACAACGAUAUCAAUACUACAAAAACACCAUCAACAACAUCAACAACAACAACACCACCAAUAACAAUAACAAAAUCAAGAAAAAUAACAAUAACUUAAUCAAGAAACCCAAGAAUAAAUUAAUGUUUAAAUGGUUCUUGACAAAAUUUUUAAAAUGUAUAACAGUCAGAUCAGAUCAGAUCAGAUCUGGGGAACAAUCAUCGCGUUGACGUUUUUAAACGAAAUAAAAAUCCCAAAUAAAAGAAACCUUAAAAUGUAAU